Molecule: messenger RNA, 713 nt
Organism: Rhipicephalus microplus (southern cattle tick)
Lineage: Eukaryota; Metazoa; Arthropoda; Arachnida; Ixodida; Ixodidae
Product: acidic mammalian chitinase
Biological process (GO): chitin catabolic process; carbohydrate metabolic process
Cellular component (GO): extracellular region
Molecular function (GO): chitinase activity; chitin binding
Source: RefSeq, a predicted model, not a curated record
ACUACUUUUGACGAUCAAGCACGGCACUAUGGCUGUUCAAAGAACAACAUUCUAAAGUGCUCACUUCUGACUCACAGCAAUCGGCGGAACUCGUCAAAUCCUUUGCAAGGAAAGGCUUGACUAUGAAGCAGGCAUGGCUGCAAAUCUUCCCUACUGUUCUCAAUAUCCAGUACUUCAGGACUACCGCUGACUCCUUCAACCACGUUUGCUACAUGCAGUCUCCGAUGAAGUCACCAGGUGCAUUGCCUUUCGAAAUGGUGGAUGUUAGUCUGUGUAGCCACAUUAUUAUGGGCUUUGCCACCGUCGGCGAUGACUACAGAGUCAACCUCAACCCUAUCGGUGGCCACGAGGCACAUACCUCCUUUGCUGAAUUGCGCAAGCAAAAGCCAUCGCUGAAACUCAUGAUAUCAGUUGGAGGAAGAGGAGAUGACAGAAAUUUCAAGAUGAUGGCCUCCACUGAGUCCAACCGAAAGAGGUUCAUUGAAUCAAUACAGUGGGAACUGAACAGAUAUCAAUUUCAUGGGAUGGACUUCGAUUGGGAGGUGCCAGAAGUGUUCGAUACUGAAAAGCUUCUCACUCUUAUCGAGGAUAUCUCUGAUGAAUUUAAGAGGAAUCCAGGCUAUCCUCUUAUUUUCUCUGUUGCUGUGCCCGCUACUAUACCAGUGGUUCUGAAACGAUAUCACGUCCGCAACAUCACUAAGUGAGUAUGAUUU